AUGGUUGCUUGGUUGUCCGAGAAGGCACUCAUAGACAGGGAGAACUACUACACCAUGGAUACCCCGGGGGUGACAUCAGCGUCAGUGCUUUCUACCACGGCAUUCAAGACUGAGACCCUCCAGGCCCCAGCCGAUGAGCAACUAGUAAGCCUGGGCCCUUCCCAGCCCCAGCCUAUGGGUAACCCUAUGCCUGACGCUUCCCAAGUCCCGGGUAAAGGGUGA
Messenger RNA from Sphaeroforma arctica JP610, 222 nucleotides. RefSeq lists its product as hypothetical. NCBI's taxonomy places the organism in Eukaryota, Ichthyosporea, Ichthyophonida. The coding region runs from base 1 to 222 and encodes 73 amino acids. The record is from RefSeq and is a predicted model, not a curated record. The transcript has 2 exons.